Gymnodraco acuticeps is the source of this 1281-nucleotide messenger RNA. RefSeq lists its product as uncharacterized. The record is from RefSeq and is a predicted model, not a curated record. Gene Ontology annotation, molecular function: ubiquitin-protein transferase activity. The coding region runs from base 144 to 1145 and encodes 333 amino acids. The transcript has 7 exons. Lineage: Eukaryota; Metazoa; Chordata; Actinopteri; Perciformes; Bathydraconidae.
AUGAAGUGGACCCCCGGAAGGCAUGUCAGUUGUUCAGAGAGGAACUGCUGGAACGUAACUAUGAAUGUCCACGCCUCUUUCUGUCAAUCGACUUGUUUGACGCAGAAGAAGAAACAGACAGUUCAUUGAUUUCAUUCUUUAAAAUGAACAAUGUUAACUGGGCAGCUCCAUUGAAGUGCAGGCUGAGAGGGGAUGCAGCAGUCGGCCAAGGUGUCAACCGACACGUUUUGUCAAUGGCCAUGCAGAAACUGAAGACCGGCUUCAGUAUAAAUUUAGGCUGUGCAGCUCUUACAAGCCUUUUUGAAGGCGAAAUGGAACAUCGGGUUCCCUCCGCAGCUGCUGUGCUUCGGGAAAGCAACCUGUUUGAGAUGGCAGGUCGGAUGAUAGGCCAUUCCUUCCUGCAUGGUGGUUUUGGUUUCUCAGGACUAAGUGUGCCUGUAGUGACUCUGUUGACUGGUGGGAGCACGGAUACUGCAGCAUCAGCGCUUACCCUGCUGGAUUGUCCUGAUCUUGACCACCGUGAAACAAUUGGUUUUCUCAAGAAUACACAACUUACUGCUCAAGAAACCACCAGUGUGACUGAUCUUUGCCUGUCCUGGGACCUCCCUGUUCCAACCUCCACCAAUCAUGACUGGCUGUUCCAGGAACUUCUUUCCCAUGCAGUACUUCACCGUGUUAGGCAGCCUAUCAAGCAGAUUCGCAAAGGCCUUAAAGAAACGGGAAUCUGGCCGCUUGUUUCAAAUAGGCCAGAUGUCCACCCCAUAUUAUUUCCAAGAGAGAAAAAUGAUGAGCUGAACUCACAGACUGUGAUCCAGAACAUCCACUGGCCACAGCCCAAAAGUGACAGCGAUGAGGACGAGGACGACACCGUUCCAUUGGAGAAAGUCGGUCUCGUCACUGGAUUUUUGAGGCAAUUCAUAGAGGAAGCAUCUCCGAAGGUGCUGCGUGACCUCUUGAAGUUCUGGGUCGGGUGGGAGCUGCUCACAACAAACCUUGAAGUUGAGGUUGUUACUUCAAAAUACCCAGUGGCUCUCACCUGCUUCCUAAAAUUGAAGCUCCCAAGCCACUACCAAACAUAUGAGAAGUUCCACCAGGACUUGAUGAUGGCCCUCAGUUCCAUCAGUUCAGGCUUUGGGCUUGUGUAGCUACACACUGACUCUCAGUUUGUUUUGUAUUUUUCUGGAGAAGGGUUUGCCUCUCUAUUCAAUACACUGUGUGAGAUACAGGGUUACAGUUGGUACACCUACCGUGUUUUAUAAAUAAAGGACAUUUGGAAAAAGA